This is a messenger RNA of Fulmarus glacialis (Northern fulmar), 416 nucleotides long. It is a transcript of the gene WDR54, whose product is annotated as WD repeat domain 54. The record is from RefSeq and is a predicted model, not a curated record. The annotation marks the transcript as partial. Gene Ontology annotation, molecular function: protein binding. The transcript is spliced from 5 exons. NCBI's taxonomy places the organism in Eukaryota, Metazoa, Chordata, Aves, Procellariiformes, Procellariidae.
GCUGCUUGGUGCGUCCUGCCGUCGCGUGUCCUGCUGGUGCUGACCUCUCAGAAAGGGAUCCAGAUGUACGAGUCCGACGGCUCCAUCAUGGUGUAUUGGCAUGCACUGGACUUCACGGAGCAUCGUCCAGCACAAGCAGUGUUUGCUCGAGGGAUCGCUGCAGCUGGCGGACGCUUCAUCUGCGUGGGGACGUCCUCCGGGCUGGUGCUGGUGUUCGACAUCCCCCCCAAAGGGACGAACAUCACGGUGAGCGAGGUCCUGGAGCAGCACCGCGACGCCAUCACUGACAUCGCGGCGGAGCUGGGCCAGGCUCCGGACGGGGCUGGUGACCUGGUGACUGCCGAUGACGCUGGGACCCUCUGCGUCUGGAGCACGGGAGAGGAGUUCACCCUGGUCAGCAAAAUCCCGGCCUUUGG